AUGUCACUAAAAUCAAGUUAGUUCAUAACAUAGCUGAUGAUUUUUAAAUGCAGUCAUUGUUAAAAUCUAUAGUAUACAGAAGUUGAUAUUUUAAAAAUUUUAUACUGAUUGUUCUAUGUUUACUAAUAGUAUUGUAUAAAUUUUUUAACACUGUAAUAAUAUUUUUAAUAUUAUUUUUAAGAUAUGUAUGGAAGAAAAGGUUUUAAACUUAUAUCAGAAUUAGAUUUAUAUUCUGAUAUAUUACCAUUUAAUGUAGGUUGUGUGAUAGUAUGAUAUAAUAAUGUAAAUAAAUACUAAUUUGAAAAAAUGUUUUAUUCAUAGGAAGCACUAGUUAAAGAAGUUUUACAAGAAAUGCAAUCUCUCUAUGAGGCAAAUGUGGCAAAUAGGUUCUUAUAAAAUAUAAUAAUGUAAAAGUUAAAACUUAAAAAACACUUAUUGUUGAACAAACUUUUUUCAGCAAUGUCAUUAGGAAUGAUAAUAAUAUGGCAUUAUUACCAUCUGUACAGUUGAGACAUUUAGCAUUAAAAAGGAAUAAAAGAUGUAUCUUAGCAUACAUAUAUAACAGAAUGAAGAAACUAAAAGAAUUACGAUGGGAAUUAGGAAGCAUUCUACCACCAGAAAUAAAUACCAAUCUAAUAAAUGCUGAGGUUCAGUGGUUUCAGUCAUACAAUAAAUCUUUAGCUAAAUACAUGAGAUCCUUAGGAGAAGAUCAAGGGUUUAAUCUAACAACGAACAUGGUGCCUCCAAAAACUCCUUAUGUAGAGGUAAAAUGUGUAGAGGAUUUUGGAAAAUUAGAACUGGAUGAUGGUCAAGUUAUUUUAUUGAAAAAGAAUACAUAUCAUUUAUUACCAAGAUCUGUAUGUGAACCUCUGAUACGACAAGGAAUUCUUGAACAUAAGAGUACAUGAUAUUAUUUUUAUAUUUUGCAAAAAUAAAAAUUAUAUGGUCUUAACAAAAGUACUUGUUUAUUUCAAUUGUAUAUAUAUCUAAAUAAAGUUUUAUUAACAUUUUGUUAUAUAUAUAUAUAAUUUGUAUUUACGUAUUUUAUUAUAUGUUUAAAACUUUAUUUAGAAGAAAGCAUCUGAUCAAUUAUUAUCAAAAUAACGACUAAAAAAUGUAUGUGCCCGCAUAUUUAUGUCUGCUUUCAUUAGGAAUUUCCCGUGUAAACAUAAUUUUGUCUACCGCGUAGUUGAUUCAAACGGUUGACAGCGCACAUUGCACUACGUCUUUUGCUUAAGUUAGUUACUUUAUUUGUUUCGUAAUGCUUAAUCUAUGUUUAAUACAUAAUCUUAUACCUAGAAUAAUUAUACCUAGAAAUAUGUAUUUGUAGAAUUUCCUACGAAUGGGAGACGAUGCAAACAAUUCAGUUGAGAUCAAUAAAAUCUGACGACUAGCAUGAUUUUUAUUCAUUGCGAAGAUACUUCCAAACGAGUAAGUGAUCACUUAAUAUAUGAUUAUUUUUAUUUUUUUUCGAUAAAUUAUUCGUAUUUUGUUUCCAUUUUUGUUUUUAUUUGAAAACAAUCUAAAUAUUGGAUGAGCAAAUUAUUAAAUAAAUAAUAUUUUUUAAUAUAUUAAGAUUUAUAA
Molecule: messenger RNA, 1584 nt
Organism: Heterotrigona itama
Lineage: Eukaryota; Metazoa; Arthropoda; Insecta; Hymenoptera; Apidae
Source: the annotation of a GenBank genome assembly